AUGCUGUCCCUCCUUUUGGCUCUACUGCCAGCCGCGUAUGCGGCGCAGCGUGGUGGAAAGGGUUUCCGUGAUCGUCCCGACUUGGUCGUCGACUAUCCGGAACUGCACGACCUCGACUUUUCGACCAACUUUGCCUCGCUGCACGACACUUCCAAUACGACAGCCUCCAAUGUCACGUACCGUUACAAAACCAACAAGACCGAGCCGUUCCUCGUCUCCAGCCUGCCAGAGGUCAACUGGGACUUUGGAGAAAUGUACUCUGGACUCAUGCCGAUCGACUCCAACGAUACCUCCAGGGGGCUCUUCUUCGUCUUCAAGCCCCGUGAUGGCGACCCCGUGGAUGACCUCACUAUCUGGCUCAACGGUGGACCAGGCUGCUCCUCGCUCGAGGGAUGGUUCCAGGAGAACGGGCCUAUCAUAUGGCAGCCAUCGACGUACGUUCCCGUGGCCAAUCCCUACAGCUGGGACAAGGAGACCAACAUGAUCUGGGUUGAGCAGCCCGUCGGCACUGGCUUUUCGAUUGGUACGCCGACGGCGCAAAACGAAUACGACAUUGCUGCAGACUUUCUCAAGUUCUUCCAGAACUUCCAAACGACGUUUGGCAUCUCCAACUACAAGAUCUACGUGACUGGCGAGUCCUAUGCUGGUCGUUACGUGCCAUACAUUGCCUCGGCGAUGGUCGACUCGAACAACACCGAGUUUUUCAACGUCUCGGGUGCCCUGGUGUAUGACCCGUGUAUUGGCGACUAUGAGAACAUCCAGCAGGAGAUCACGGCGUACCCGCAUGUGGCCAAGAACAACGACCUGUGGGGUCUGAACGACACCUACCUUUCCCAGUUGGAGCAGCUGCACAAGUUGUGUGGGUUUGAAGCCUACAUCGACCAGUGGCUCAAGUUCCCUCCCGCAGGACAACAGCCUGCCUUGCCCAAGUGGAACUACACCGUCAACGCCAGCUGCGACGUCUUUGACCUCGCCCUCGAGGGCGCAUUCGUCAUCAACCCUUGCUUCAACCUGUACGAGAUUGUCGACAACUGUCCGGCGCCGUUCGACCCCCUCGCAACACCUGCCGGUAUUGGAGUCGCCACACCGGGCACCGACGUCUACUUCCGCCGCCCCGAUGUCAUUGCCGCCAUGCACGCCCCCACGUCCGUCAACUGGACCGACUGCGCCAGCGUCCCCGUCUUCCCCAACGGCGACAAUUCGCCCGACUCCAUCCAACACGUCCUCCCCAACGUCAUCGAGCACACGAACCGCGUCCUCGUCUCCAACGCCGACUGGGACUUUGUCAUCAUCACCAACGGCACCCUCCUCGCCAUCCAGAACAUGACGUGGAACGGCGCCAUGGGCUUCCAGUCCCAGCCCAACGACACGCUGUACGUCGCGCAGCCCGACCAGGUCUGGGCCCCGCUCCAGGGCUACGUCGCCUCCGACCCGCAGGGCACCAUGGGCAUCAAGCACUAUGAGCGCGGGCUCAUGUGGGUCGAGGCGUUCCAGGCCGGCCACAUGCAGCCGCAGUACCAGCCCCGCGCGGCGCUGCUGCACAUCCAGUGGCUUCUCGGCCGUAUCGAUGACCUGCCCACGGCGCCAACGGACACCAGUGCGGCGACUAACACCAGUGCCGUCUAG
This is a messenger RNA of Apiotrichum porosum, 1626 nucleotides long. RefSeq lists its product as uncharacterized. Gene Ontology annotation, biological process: proteolysis. NCBI's taxonomy places the organism in Eukaryota, Fungi, Basidiomycota, Tremellomycetes, Trichosporonales, Trichosporonaceae. The record is from RefSeq and is a predicted model, not a curated record. The transcript has 3 exons. Bases 1 to 1626 code for a protein of 541 amino acids. Gene Ontology annotation, molecular function: serine-type carboxypeptidase activity.